UUUUUUAGGUUAUGUGGAUUUAUUAAUUUUUUUUACAGUACUGUAAUUUAAUUGUUUAUAUCACCGUAAAGAAGUGAAGAUUUAGUGAAAUUUAAUUUCAGAUAUAGGAGCUAUUAUGGACUAAGCAGUAUCGCAAACAUGAUAUAGAAAAAGAGUAGUUCAAAGGACUGGAUGGAGGGCAAUUUUAAUAAUAAUUAUCCAACUACAGAACAAUUGAUUGUCAAGCUAAAUAACAGUCAGUUAACUAUUUGACACCGAAGCAAUGAGAAGCGCGAACUAUAACAGUGAAAUGGCUCAGGUGACGUUGGAUCAGGAGAAGAAGCUGGUUCAGGAGAAUUUGGAUCAGAUCAUCACCAUCCCAAGCCAGGAGGAUGAGUUCGUUUCGCCUCCAAAUAAUCGGGUUAAAGCAGGCUCCAGUAGUGGAAUCAGAUGUGUCAUGGAAGGGCUUAAAUGGGGCGUGGCAAUUAUUGUUGUAGCUGGCGUUUUCUAUGCCCUUUAUGCUGUUGUUGAUUUGAUUUCUGUACGGAAGCAGUACAUUGAUGCCAACAAUACAGUCUACAGCAACAUUUUCAACAACGCCACCCUCGAGUCCAACAACGUAACGAUCAACCCCAACAAUGAGACCCUCCACUUCAGCGUUGACGGUGCCUCAAAUGCUUCAUCAACAAUCAACAUGACCAUGACGUGUGAAGAUUGCGAAGAGAACAAAACCGAAUUCAAUAAUUGUGGAGCUGAAAGGAUCGCAGAUGAUGAUUGCAUGAACGGGGAGAAAAACAAUGCUAAUGAAUAUCAUGCUUCAAGGCUUGAAUCUGGUUACCAGUAUAGUGCGAUGCAGAUUUUCAGGAAGGUUUUCCUGGAGUUACUCAGAUGGACGGCCAUUAUAGCAGGAAUGGUGGCCAUCAUUUACAUAUUCUCCCUUAUUUGGGACUUGGCUUUUGGCUCCAAGCGCUAUCCGACCGUGGAAGGGGUGCACGUUGGCCAUUUUUGAGGUGUUCUUUCCCUUUGAAGCAACCGUCCAACAUUUUCUUAGUUUAUAGUGUGUUUUUUUAUAAUUUUUUUAAAGUUACCCUAUAUUAAACGUUGGGAAUUGCUUAAAUUUAUCAUGUAUUUAAGAUCUUUCGAAAGGGUGAAUAUAAUUCUUAGCGUCUUAACAUGGGGGUACCAUUAAGGGUUAUUUAGGAUAAGAUAAUGUUCUUGGGUAGACAAUAAAUCUAUAAAAUCGUCCUAAAAA
Molecule: messenger RNA, 1231 nt
Organism: Anthonomus grandis grandis
Lineage: Eukaryota; Metazoa; Arthropoda; Insecta; Coleoptera; Curculionidae
Exons: 4
Coding region: 263-988 (241 amino acids)
Source: RefSeq, a predicted model, not a curated record